CUCUCCCUCUCCUUUCUCUUUCAAUCCAGACGUUACCGGCAAUCUGGGCGCCGCUCUGCGCAUGAUAAAAGUCUUCCUACGUUUCCUCUCAAUUCUAUUCUAUUCUUCUCGCUAUCAUUGCACAGAGAUUCGUAGCGCAGAAGGAUAGGACAUCUAUAUUUAAAUACCCAUACCUUUCUGAUCUUUUAUCAUGUCAUUCGUAGAGGGCCUUCUCCCGUUUUGCAUGGAUCGAAUUAGAGAGAAGACGGGUAUCUUCACAGUCUCUUUUUUGCAGAGAGUUUCUCAAUCAAUGUCCAAUGUCAGCUGCGAUAGUUCUGGCAGAGAGUCAGAGAACUGCCAAGACAGUGGGUCCGCUUUCGUCCUGAAAAUGGUUGCAAUCGCUUCUAUCCUUCUUGCUGGUGCAUUUGGAGUUUCACUCCCAUUAAUCGGCAAGAAGCGGCGGUUCCUCCAAACGGACUCUAAUCUCUUUGUUGCAGCCAAAGCCUUUGCAGCCGGCGUCAUCCUUGCCACUGGUUUUGUCCACAUGUUACCUGACGCAAGCGAACAUCUGACUGACACCUGUCUACCUGAUUUCCCUUGGUCAAAGUUCCCGUUCUCGGGAUUCAUCGCGAUGAUGUCAGCACUUGCAACAUUGGUUGUGGACUUUGUUGGGACGCAAUAUUACGAAAGGAAGCAAGAAAAACAAAGUCAAAAGGAAAAUAUUGAAUCACUGGAGGCUGCGAUGGUGGGGUCAGAGUCUGCAAUUGUUCCGGUGGACACAAAAGGGAGGAACGGAGUGUUGUUUGGGGAAGAAGAAGGAGGCACGAUUCACAUUGUUGGAAUGCAUGCACACGCCGCUCAUCAUAGGCAUAACCAUUCUCAAGAAGUGGGAGCAUGUCAAGGCCAUGCCAAGGAGCAUUUACAUGGCCAUUCACAUUCUCACUCACAUGGUGGUCAUGGGGAUGAUGAAAACGGAGUGAGACAUGUAGUUGUUUCACAGGUUUUGGAACUCGGAAUUGUAUCCCACUCGAUGAUUAUUGGUCUCUCUCUUGGAGUUUCCGAAAGUCCAUGCACAAUCAGGCCCUUAAUUGCGGCACUAUCAUUCCAUCAGUUCUUUGAAGGGUUUGCUCUUGGAGGUUGCAUAUCCCAGGCCCAAUUUAGGACUCUACGCGUCACUCUGAUGGCCACAUUCUUUGCCAUAACGACCCCCUUGGGGAUUGCUGGAGGGCUUCUUCUUUCUUCAUUCUACAAUCCUCAAAGCCCAAGGGCAAUGGUGGUGGAAGGCAUCUUUGACUCUGUCUCUGCGGGAAUCCUAGUGUACAUGGCUUUGGUAGACUUGAUCGCUGCCGAUUUCUUGAGCAAGAAGAUGAGCUGCAAUACCAGGCUUCAGAUCGCCUCCUAUUUUUGCCUGUUUUUAGGAUCUUUACUAAUGUCAUCCCUGGCUAUAUGGGCCUGAAUGUAUCUUUAUUUGUUACUCCCUAUGUGUGCAUGUAAUCUAGCUUUAUCAUAUAUAUGUGCACACACCAUCCUUGUGUUAAUGACAUGAAAUCCAACAAUUGUAUAUUAUAUUUCCUUCUAAAAUUUGUGAGGAUUAUCGUUAUGUUGUUUGUUAAGCUUAUGUUGGGUUUCAGGCCUUGAGGGGGGUGGGGUUGGAAAGCAAUGCAAAAUAUUUGUUCCUUCUUGCUCUAA
Molecule: messenger RNA, 1668 nt
Organism: Cuscuta europaea
Lineage: Eukaryota; Viridiplantae; Streptophyta; Magnoliopsida; Solanales; Convolvulaceae
Source: the annotation of a GenBank genome assembly